Fusarium odoratissimum NRRL 54006 is the source of this 2268-nucleotide messenger RNA. RefSeq names its product ubiquitin-conjugating enzyme E2-16 kDa. NCBI's taxonomy places the organism in Eukaryota, Fungi, Ascomycota, Sordariomycetes, Hypocreales, Nectriaceae. The transcript has 5 exons. Gene Ontology annotation, molecular function: ubiquitin conjugating enzyme activity. Gene Ontology annotation, biological process: ubiquitin-dependent protein catabolic process; protein polyubiquitination. Gene Ontology annotation, cellular component: nucleus. The record is from RefSeq and is a predicted model, not a curated record. Bases 739 to 1071 code for a protein of 110 amino acids.
UGAUUCGCCCUCAGCAGUGGCGGUGUCCCCCCCUUCUGGAGCGGCGCCCAGCUGUGGCCCAGUCACAGGCGAUGGAGGGCCUAAAAAAACCUGACUUUUCGGGCUGCCACUCCCGUCUCGUCUGGAGGUGCCAGCGCAGCCACUCUCCAGCCAGUCACUCACCCGCCCGGGCACGUACCAGCACCGCACGCAUUCACUCCUUCCCUCCUGCUCCGCUUCUGGGCUCUCUCUUUGUUGACCCUCUUCCCCUUCUUCCCUACCCCCAUUUGAACGAACCAUCUUCCUCCAAAUCCCGCCUCUCUCUUCUACUUUCUUCAGCCUCGACUGAAUUUCUUUUACGCUUACAUACUCCGACUACCCAAACAACUUUCUACCACAAACAUCCAUCAUAAAACAGUCUCCGUGCACUGUUUUAUCCCAGACGAUCUUUGCCAUCAAUCGUUAUUAACGACGGCGAUACCUCGCAACAAACCCUUUAGAUACCCCCUCUACACAUCACAAAAUGGCUCUUAAGCGCAUUAACAAGGAGCUCACUGAUCUCGGCCGAGAUCCACCCUCUUCUUGCUCUGCCGGCCCUGUCGGCGAGGAUUUGGUAGGCAUCACCCCUCCCCCACAUUGAUAAGCACGUGGCUGUCAAAGGCGUCAUGACUGCCGCAAGCCUCUUCCCAGGAGGAACGAGAUAUCAUUUUUGAGCGUACGGCUAACAAAUCUGAACAGUUCCACUGGCAAGCUACAAUUAUGGGACCUAGCGAUUCUCCAUACUCCGGCGGUGUCUUCUUCCUGGCCAUUCACUUCCCUACCGACUACCCUUUCAAGCCUCCCAAGGUCAACUUCACUACCCGCAUCUACCACCCAAACAUCAACUCUAAUGGUAGCAUCUGCUUGGAUAUUCUGCGUGAUCAGUGGAGUCCUGCGUUGACCAUCUCUAAAGUGCUUCUGUCCAUCUGCUCGAUGCUGACAGACCCCAACCCUGACGAUCCUCUUGUGCCCGAGAUUGCCCAUGUCUACAAGACUGACCGACCCCGAUACGAGGCCACAGCUCGGGAGUGGACUCGAAAGUACGCCAUCUAAAGCGAAUACCAGGGCCGGUGCGGUUAGACUUGGGGUGGUUUCAUCUCCCCUAUCAUGAAGCGACGUGAAACGAACGAGUGAAAGCUUCGUAUGCUGUUGCGAAAUGUCUAUUAGUCGGCGAUACCUAUAUGGGUGCUUUGCCUGAACCGGGGCUUUGAUUGCGAUUAUGAGGCAAUGAGCGACGAUACGAAGCGACCUGAGGGGAGGAACAACUCCAGACAAACAGACUAGUCUAGUAAGGGAUAUCAUGCGGCUGGAUGUUGGGUUUGCAUUGACGAUGUGUUUUUGGCAUCCAGAAACAGGCAGCGUAUACAAUUCGUCUCUCUAUUUGCUAUGGCUCCGGUGCUUUUGUUGUGUUGAUACUGAAUCUUGGUGACAUUGUGAAGUUUGAUUCGAAGAGUCGAAAGUAAUGGCCCAAUGGGGGUUUAUGAAGCGCCAGCAUAUGGCAAUUCGCACAUGAAGGAUACGUCAUGGUGAAAGCUGGCGGCUAUGCUGAGAUGAGUGUGAUUAAGCGCUGACAGGGUUGAGGCUGGUUGACACGGCUGGUAAUAUGACGGGCGCUAGUGGUCAGGAACUUGGGUUCAUCCAGCAUCUGUCGGGGUGGAGAUCACAAGGGAGAUUUACAGUUGGUCCAGAGUGUUUCUAUAGGCGAUGUGAUGAUUUCUACUAUGGAAGUUGUGCUGGAGAUGCCAAACUGAAGUUGAAUGAGAUUGGUUCGUCAGAUAGUUGCAGUUUGUAUGAGAAAUACGAGCUGCCCACAUAUAUCACGGCGAUGACGAAUGUGUUUGGAGAUGGUACAUGUCUUGGAAGAGAAGUGAAACGCGGCAGAGACAAACCUGGAACGAUGUGAUAUAGGGCAGAGAUUUAAUAUAUUGUUUCUGAAAUAUGAGUGGGGGGUUGUUUAAGAGCGGCUCUUGGCCUUUGGAGCAGUGUCUGGGAUCGAGUAUCGAGGAAAGUUAAAGAGUUACACUGUUAUACGCUCUAUUGUGUGCUCUAUUAUAUGAGAAGGGAGAAUGCCAAGUUGUGAUAUCCAAACAAUUAAUUGCUUGUGCAUUCAAGGGUCAUUAUGUGGGAGAGAUAAUGAUAGACUUGCAGGGGAAUGAUAAGACAGCCAAGCACCAAUUUUCUCAGCAACUCGUAGGGAUGAAGAGAUUCUCCAAAAUCACAUCUUGAAUGCAUCACAAUCGUCAGUUGAAC